Molecule: messenger RNA, 1505 nt
Organism: Labeo rohita (rohu)
Lineage: Eukaryota; Metazoa; Chordata; Actinopteri; Cypriniformes; Cyprinidae
Gene: f2rl2
Product: coagulation factor II (thrombin) receptor-like 2
Exons: 2
Coding region: 121-1221 (366 amino acids)
Biological process (GO): positive regulation of Rho protein signal transduction; thrombin-activated receptor signaling pathway; blood coagulation
Cellular component (GO): membrane
Molecular function (GO): thrombin-activated receptor activity
Source: RefSeq, a predicted model, not a curated record
UCACACCCUUCGAAGUAAAAUUCUAACUAGACAGUUAUUUGUCUAGAGACUGAUUCUCAAAAGAGUCACUUGUAGUUCAUGUCUAGCUUGAAGAACAAUAACUAGAAAAACCCUUCAAACAUGUGGAAAUUUUUUAUGCUGCUGUUAUUACCCUUAAUGUUUGCGGAAUCAUUUCAAGACUCAGCAUCAAAUUAUUCCCAAAUCGAAACAAUUAGGCCAAAAACGUUUCCUGGAACAACAGUGCUUAACAGCUCACAGUUAAUCAACUCAUCCAUCCUGGAGCCUGUGAUAAACGUCAGUGCUGACGUCAUCAAUCACACCACUGGAAUUGUCAGCACUAGGAUCAUUCCGUCGGCGUACAUCGUAGCCAUCCUCAUCGGGAUCCCCUCUAAUGUCUUUGUAUUAGCCUGCCUUAGCAGAAGAAAGAGUCUUUCCAGCUGUAUCCAGUAUUUUAGCCUAGCAGUUUCAGACCUUCUCUUGCUAAUUUCUCUCACACUCAGAGUCCACUAUCACCUCAAUAACAAUAACUGGAUCUUUGGAGAGGUCGCCUGCAAGGUGGUGACUGCCUGUUUUUAUGGGAACAUCUACUGCUCCAUCCAUUCCCAUAUGUGUAUUAGCGUGAUGCGCUACCUUGCGGUGGUCCACCCGUUUCUCUACAGGACAAUAUCUAAAACGUCCUAUGCGAGUUUAUCCUAUGCGACUAGUUUAUCCAUUUGGAUUGUUUUCGCUAUUGCGAUGACACCUGAGUUUCUGGUUCAGCAAAGCUACCGUGUUCUUGGGGAAGAGCUGGUGACGUGUCAUGAUAUCCAUCCCUAUGAAAAAGCUUUCAACCAAGCUUUGAUUCCUUACAGACUGAGUCUCAUCUGCCUAGGAUUCAUCCUGCCAUCGCUCGUCAUCGCAUUUGUUUACGGAUCCAUUAUCUACCAUCUAAAUCGCUCCAGCAGUGACUGGAAACACUACAUGUGGGCAAGCACGUUGGUGUUUGGGAUCUUUUUAGUGUGCUUUGCACCAUGUAAUGCACUUCUUUUUGCACACUAUGUAAAGCUGUACACUCAGCAGCAGUAUGAUUUGUAUUCUUACUACAGAGUAGCCGUAUGUCUGUGUUCUUUCCACAGCUGUCUUGACCCCUUCCUCUCAUAUCUCCUCACAAAGACUUCAACUUCCAGAGUCAAGUUUAGAUCCUUUAGCUCUAAAGAUUCAAACGUUUUGUCCAUGAGCUGAGUCGUUUAUAACGCCAGGAUGUUUUUGUUGUGGAUUGCAAGGGGGGGCUUCCUUAUCUAAAGAAUGUUAUGGUUAGACUUCCCACUUUUUACUUUAGAAGAGGCUCCUGAUUUUGUACAGAAGUGAAAUAAGUUGGACAUUCAAAGCUGAACACAAAAUCUGAAAGUUGAGUGUUGAGUAAAAACUGUUCAAGAAAUCUGUAUAAGAAAAUGCAUGUGAAAUAAGAGAUGUAACCUCUUAGACAUUUAAUUGGUUCAGCAAUGUUAUUCUGUUUAACCUUGCAG